AUGGUCUUCAAGUCGGCUUUUUUACUACUCUGUUUAGCGGCCGGAUUGCUCCAGGGUGAGCAGGUCCGGUACGACAACUAUCGGGUGUACGAGGUAGCCAUUGCCAACCAGCAGCAGCUGGAGGUAUUCCAGCACUUGGAGCGAUACCCAGAUGGAUAUCUCUUUUGGGAAUCUCCCGUGCAAACGAACAUGAAAGUUAACAUUGUGGUGCCACCUCAUAAGUUUGCCGAGUUUGAAGAGCUAAGUGGUCACCUGGAAGUCGCUAGCCGUCUAAGAAUUCCGAAUCUUCAACAGCUCAUUGAUGAGGAAAGUCCGAAAAAGUCACGACGUGCGUUUGGCUGGGAGGAAUAUCAAACUCUGGAAGAUAUCUAUACCUGGAUCGACGAACAGGUCGCUCAGUAUCCGACCAUUCUGACGGUGGAAACCAUCGGUCGAUCGUACGAGAAUCGUGAAGUGAAAGCGGUCAAGAUGUCGUACAAGUCUGGUAACCCGGGAGUUUUCAUCGAAGCUAACAUUCACGCACGCGAAUGGAUUACGUCCGCCACCGUAACGUGGUUGAUCAACGAGUUCCUUACCUCCACUGACCCCAACGUGCGUGAUCUGGCGGAAAACUACGACUGGUACAUCUUACCGGUGGUGAAUCCCGAUGGUUUCCAUUAUACCAAAACGACCAACCGUUUGUGGCGCAAGAACCGCUACCCACACAGUGUGCUCUGCUACGGAGUGGACAUGAACCGCAACUUCCCCGGUCACUGGAUGGAGGGUGGUGCAUCGGCGAUCCCAUGUUCGGACACUUUCGGUGGACCUGAGGCUGGCUCGGAAAUUGAAACGCAGAAUAUCAUGAACUACUUCAUCAGCGUCAAGGACAACAUCCAUGCCUAUUUGUCGUUCCACUCGUACGGUCAGUACAUCCUCUUCCCAUUUGGUCAUGAAGGAGCGGAGUAUUCCGAGAAUUACUAUGACAUGAUGGAGAUGGGCGAAGCUGCAGCUGUUGCAAUCUAUAACCGAUUCGGUACCCUGUACGAAAUUGGUACUACAUCCGAUGUUUUAUAUAUUGCCUCUGGAUCUUCACCCGACUGGGCCCACGGUACGCACGGUACUCCGGUGGCUGCGACCUUCGAGUUCCGCGAUAAUGGUUACCACGGAUUCAUCCUACCUCCGGAUCAAAUUUUACCAAACGCAAUGGAAGUGCUCGAUGGGUUGGUUGCUUUCUUCCGCAAGGGGAAGGAUAUUGGCUACUUCACCGUCUAAUCGUUCGGGAUCGAUUGUGUUUUAUUAUUAUUUCCACCAUCGUAGCCCACACACCGAGUCAUCAUUGUAAGCGAUAAGAUUAGCGUGAAAAGCUGUUGGCGUGAUACGUAAACAAUAAACAUAGCUCAUUGAUUGUUGCACAAUA
This is a messenger RNA of Anopheles coustani, 1396 nucleotides long. Its product is annotated as zinc carboxypeptidase-like. Gene Ontology annotation, molecular function: metallocarboxypeptidase activity; zinc ion binding. The record is from RefSeq and is a predicted model, not a curated record. Gene Ontology annotation, biological process: proteolysis. Lineage: Eukaryota; Metazoa; Arthropoda; Insecta; Diptera; Culicidae. The transcript has 5 exons. Bases 1 to 1251 code for a protein of 416 amino acids.